GCCAAGAUUUGGCGGGAACGAAUUCUACAACGGAAACUGUUGACUCUGCUCGCAGCUCUGCUCGCGUUGUUCCUCCUACUCCAGCCGUCAUCAUGAGAUCUCAUUCCACAAGGAUUGUUCACGAAGGAGAUGAUCAAGACCUCGUUUGCAGUUGCAAAUCAUUGAAUUCUUAUACGCUCUGGCUCAAGAACGGAGAACAGAUGAACGACGGUGAAAUAGUCGACAUAGUGUCCAUGCAAGGCAGCGAUUCUUUACUGCGUUCAACGUUGACCAUCAGAUCAGCUGAGCAAUCGGAUAACGGCGUCUACACUUGUAUUUUCAUCAGCGAAACUGGAGAAAGCUCGUUGAAGACAUUCGACCUUUUGGUGACGGUGCCAAGUCCUAUUAAAGUGAUGGGAGAUUUUUUUAAUCAAAAGGGGAUUACUGCUAUUAUUGGCGUCAUGGCCGCGCUCAUCAUCCUCAUGGCGAUCGCUACCGCCUUGAGUUAUCAGUCUGCUCUUACUUGUAAAAGCAAAAGAGACAAGAGGGAGGCACGUGCAAAAAGUCCUUCUGAAGUUUCUGGUGGUCACCUUAGCAGCCCAUUCGUCCUUGGCACGGAUACCCAAACAAGGAUUUCGCCAUCGUCACUAGUAUAGAGGGGACAAGUCCGUCUUCAACGAGGAAACGAAAAUAUCCUCUAUGAGUCGAUGGAAACCUGCAAACCAAAAUUGUUAAUAUAAAACAUGAUCAUGACUGUGCCAUUUGCCUAUUCACCGUCGCCCAUUGGUUUCUCGGAAUUUGACUUGCUCGAAUGACUUGACUUUAUUUCACCUUUGAGAGUUCGUGUGCUUUUACCUGAUUUUUUGAGCCAGCGGGUUAGCUGAUUAGGCGCUCCCUUACUGUAUUUAACUGCACAUCAUUUCAAUAUAGUUUACAUCUUUACAUGGUGUGGCUAUAAUUUUAUGUUCGUCGUCUGUUCAACCGUUAUACAGUUGACCAGCUUUUGAAUGACGAAAAGCUACAAAUUUUCUAGACCAACUGAGUUAUGAUUAAGCUUAUUUAUGAUUGGAGGUUGCUGGAUCGCUUUGCACCACCGUGACCGACAUCAAGUUGGGGGGAGGGGGACAAAAAAAUGCCUGUGGCAUUUAGAAAGUGACAGCGUUCUUGGCGCGUAACAGUAAGUUUUUUUUUUUUCUUUUAGGCAUUCUUCUUUUUUGUUGGCUUGUCGAUUUUCUUACCUAAGAUCUAUUAAAACGAUACUUUCCUACUGAUUGCACCAGAGAGCUAGUGCAUGGCUUUUGACGUUUCGAUGCCAUUCGGCAAUGGCCUCGUUUAAAGAGAACUGGGUUUUAAGCCUGGAACGAGCUAUCAAUGGCAUUCUCGUUUGUGUCAAUCCGGUUUUAAUAAUUCAAAUGAAUGAUCUAAAUGUCGACAAGAGAAUGGGCUGAGUUGCCAUAGGCACUCGAGCAGUCAUUUGUUUUCCUCCAGUUUUAGCAGACAGCCAGAAACCAGAAGCUGUCAGGAAUGUCAAGGUAAUUGUUUGAUUCGCUAGUGAUUUGGCGUUAGGGAUGCUGAUUGAUGGACGUAAAUUACCAAAAGGGUUUCUCUUUAAUUACAUCUGGUGUUUCAUGGCUGGAGAUUCUGACUUCUCUCUAAUUGCAAGAGAUGCUAAUUAUCUCUUGGUUGGCAACCACGUUGUCAUAGGCACCGCACUAGUUUAAAUGGAGUUUCUGUCCUCAAGAUCAAUCGAUACAAUUCCAAUGGCAAACAGCUGACGAAAUGGCCAUCUACCACGCAAUCGGAACUCGGAAGUAUAAAUAAGCUGGUGGAUCACUGAUCCAAUUGCAAGAAAAGAACUCCAGGACAGUAGAGUUCAUCAUGGAUGCUGGAAGUAUGUGCUCCAGCCUGGUGGUCAUCUUCGAAGAAGACGGAACAGCGGAACAGGAAGAAAUUGUCGACGAAUUAACCGUCAGGUAUCGUCGCCCUCUGACAUUGCUUCGCAGCCGCCAUGGAAAAAUUCAAGCUUUCGAUGAAAUUACGGAUCAAGAGCAGCACUACUACUUAGGAGAAGUCAUUUUAGUGACAUCGUCGAAUUCUUCUAAGAUUGGAGACAAACUGUUACAAGAUGCCCGCAACGAGAGACUUCAUUUGUUGAUUGAACGUGGCCAACGUCUCGUGGAGAUCCACAAAUGGAUGGUGAGUGACCGACUUCAAAUAGACUACGUAUUGAAAAAUAACAACGUGAGCUGGGGAACAUUGACUGGGCAACGCAAAAUGCUGAUGGGUAGAUACUUGACAAUAGCAACGCUCGAUUUUCCACCCAUCGUUUUCGCCAAGAAGAACGAAAGUGGCAAAGUCAUUGCUUCAGGAAUUGAGCCAUCAUUAGUCGCCAUACUGGCAGACAAACUCGAUUUUAAAGUCAACUAUAUUCUGCCAGUUAACGACGAAAUGUGGGGCACCUUGGUUUUUAAUGGAUCAAAAAACGUCACCGUCACGGGCUUGCUAGGUUUCCUGCACCGGAAAGAAGCCGACGUAUCUUACGGGGAUCUGCACAUGCAGCAACGAUUGCUGCCUUACGUCGAUUUCACUCGAGCCUUUAGAAAUAAUCACGAAUGUUUUCUUGUACCAGCUCCUCGUCCCUAUGCAAAAUGGACUGCACUGUACCAUCCCUUUUCCUCGGACAUUUGGACUGCAACUGGUUUGGUUUGUAUUUUUGCCGUCGCGACGCUACGACUACUAGCCAAAUGGUCGUCUUGGCGUUCGAAUGAAGACGGGUUUUUCUCCGAUACUAUGGUUUGUUUUCUCUAUAUUUUAGGCAACAUGUUGUCUGCUCAACAGCCACAAGAAAUCCGUAUGUCGGCUAAUCGAUUGUUUCUCAUUUGGUGGCUAUUGGCAGCUGCUACCGUAAUUCCAACUGUGUAUCGUUCUGGUCUUAUUUCGUACAUAACCUUUCCUUACACUCCUGCUCCAAUUGACACAAUUCAGCAACUCGUCGAUAGUCCUCUGAAAAAAAUCAGUUGGGGAGAUUAUUUCAAGACGAGUCUGUUGAAUUCCAACGAUCCGCUUCAUCGUAAAUUGGGCGAACAAUUUGCUAUUGCUACCAAUCUGACUCAAAUGUUUUCAUUGCUGGAAACUGAUUCAUGGGCUGUGAUGUCGAACCAGGGGAACCUCCGUUAUCAGGCGGCUGCUUUAUUCCCCCCAAGUAGUGAUGGUCCUCGUGUACACCUAAUGACAGAAUGCGUGUUCCCCACACGUUCGGCUCUAGGACUCCAAAAAGGUUCUUCGCUGAAGCCAUAUUUUGACAAGAAAAUUUAUCGUCUUGCCGAAGCUGGAAUUGUAGAGCAUAUUUCGUCACAAUUUGCCAAAAAACAAAAACCAUGGGACCCUACCAAGUCCAGAAAGUUAGCCGCUUACUCGUUGGACGAUUUGCAAGGGGCUUUCUAUUUGUUGGCAUUGAGUAUUGCCUUUUCUUUUCUAAUCUUCUUGUCUGAAGUCAUUUUUGGCUACCGUAAACGAAAAUUUUCCACGGGCAAAUAAUCGUGGACUGCCGUCCGUAUCCGAAUGGGGCACGAGGCAAACGACUAAGUAUUAGGGUGCUAGACGGCUGGGCUCACAAAGAAUUAGUUUAUGAAUACAUUGAAAUUAUUUUUGACACACCCCAUGAUUAUAAAUGGUAGUUUUUGUUUGAUUAAUGGCACAUACAUCAAAAAUACUGAACGGUUUCUUUGAUAUUAUUGUAGUAUAAAAGAUUAUUGUUCCUGUUUCUAAUUGAGAUCUGGAAUUCAUAACAUUUUCUUCGAUUUCAAUACACGUGCAUUGUAACCUGUC
Daphnia magna is the source of this 3807-nucleotide messenger RNA. RefSeq names its product glutamate receptor ionotropic, NMDA 1. The record is from RefSeq and is a predicted model, not a curated record. The coding region runs from base 1858 to 3516 and encodes 552 amino acids. The transcript is spliced from 5 exons. NCBI's taxonomy places the organism in Eukaryota, Metazoa, Arthropoda, Branchiopoda, Diplostraca, Daphniidae.